CAUAAUGUCAACAGAUAUAUAUAUAUAUCUGUCAAUUGUCCUGUCAACUUCCCCAUAGCUGUUUGAUAAGCGCUGACGUCACGUUCCGACAGGUGCUCUGCUGCUAAAAGUGCGUCCCUACAUCCGCGUUGUGGCGUCGUGCAGCGAUCUGGGGAUCAUAUCCCACGUGUGUCCGAGGUGGACUGUGGACUCGGGUGGACAUACUGGACUCUUACUAGCCUGUAGUUUGUGUUGACGUGCUGCGUGGGGAACGUGGCGUUGCGCGUGCUCACGUGACAGGCUUGAAGACGCGGAGAGGAAUGUCGCCAGAAGGUUACGGCCUGAGUCAUGGUUUCGGAUUAUUCCGUUCAAUUCACACUGACGUCUGAAAACACGCUUGAGCCUUUCAAUCGGAUUUUAAACCGUGCUGAGAGUCUGAACAGCAUGAAGCUCUCCGACAUGAGUGAGGUGGUCUCCUCCUGGCUGUAGCUAUCAGGCAGGUCUGGUAUGAAUCGUCGAUUUGGGAGGCUUAGCAGGCAGGGAACCUCAGAGGAACUCCCUGGACUGAAUGAGGUGGCUGGAGACGAAAUAGGACAGAUACCAGUGGUGUCUGUGGAAGAUGUGGACAGUACUGAGAAUGAAGAAAAGGACACAGAGAGGAAGUCCAAGACUGCCCAGGAAGAGGCAGCGGAAAGGGAAAGGGCAGCUCAGAGGCAGAUCAUGGCCAUACAAGAGCUGGUGGACACGGAGAGGAAGUACUUGAAGCAUCUGCAGAUUUGCACAGUUACUAUCCAAGGCAAUCUCCUGAAACUACAGCCCCCACUUCCCAAUCUGGAUGGAAUGUAUCAGCACAUUGACAAAGUGAUGGAUGUGUCCAGCCGACUUCUCAGCAUCCUAGACCAGACAGACAUGAAGCCUAGUGAUCCUCAGUACCUUGAAAAACUCUGUAGCUCUUUCCUGCUUAUGUCAGAAGACAUAGAGGCAGCAUACAAGGAAUAUCUGGCCAACUAUAAUAACAUCACAGCUAUAGAGAACAACUAUAAGCAGAAGGAAGCCCAGUGGCUAGAAAUGGUGAAAGUCAUCAAGUCCUCUGCACCAGACGUGAACGCCUCGACUCUCAGCUUCUUCUUGGUGAUGCCCGUACAGAGAAUUGCCCGCUACCCCCUGCUGUUGCAAACCAUACAGAAGCACACUAAUACCCAGCAUCCUGCCUACUCUCUGCUGGAGCACACAGCCCACACCGCCGUCCAGCUGAACUGUAGAAUUAAUGAGUACAAGCGCUUCCGUGAAGUGGCUGAUAAGUACAAGAAAACUGAAACCCUGACCAUUAAAGACAAAAUCAACCGACUGAGUGGACACAGCAUUGCUAAGAAGACCGCCAGACUGGGCCAGUACAUUAAACAUGAAACUGGUAUUGUACCAAAGCUAAAGGAUGAAGAGUUUGAUGCUCUUGCAGGCAUUUUCUUUGUCUUGGAGAAGGGUGUCACAGAGCUGCAUGCCAACAUGACAGCGUAUCUCAGCCACCUCCAGAGGUUCCUCAGCUGUAGUCCAGAGGAGGCCGAUUUGGACCUGGACGGCGAGAAGGUUGCUCUCUUCUCAAAGGAAAUUACUGUUGCACUCAGACUCUGGAUAUUCCCUGUUUAUGAGAUUCGCCUAAAGAAUCUGGUAUUUAAACCAUUGUCUUCUCUGCAAGAGCUGAUGGCUGGGCCUCGCAACCUGAUCCGCAAGAGGCAGGACAAGCUGUUUGACUUUGAGAGAAUUGAGGAGAAGAGUAGCCUGAGCUAUGAUGAGCAGGCCAUUGCCAACACCUACAAGACCAUCAACACACUGUUGCUCAACGAGCUGCCUACAUUCAAUGCCAAUGCCUUGCAGCUGCUUUGGGCCACUCUUGGUGCCUUCAGCUGUCUCCAAAAGGACCUGGCCAUGGACAUGGAGCAGCUCACCACCAGUUUUACUCAUCAGCUUCCACACACUGAUUUAGACAACAGUGCAUUCUGGGAGUGGGCGGAGAGCACAGUGCUGGAGGGUGCCAGGAAACUGGAGAGGCUGUGUCAGAGCGUUCAGGAUGAGCUCAACGCUCCCAUUGUGCAGCCUGUUGUCGCAUGGUCUGAAAAGCGUCUGAAAGAAUUGAUUGACAAACAUGGCACAGAAAAGAUCUACCAGCUGACUGGGCCUGUGGUGGCCACACGUGACCUCGACCUCACCAUGAACAAAGGCGAGCUGGUGGCUGUGAUCAGUGAAAUGGACACCCGAGGGGACCGUCGCCGCUGGCUGGUGGACGCAGGAGGUCCCAGGGGUUAUGUUCCAGCAUCCAGGCUGGCUCGCUACAACCAUGUUGCCAUGCCACAGCCCCCAGCUUCCCCAGUGCUCAAUGUGACAUCCAGUGGGCCCGGGACACGGAGACAUUCAUACACACAAGGAAUACAGCCUGUCCUCACUAUGUCUACACCCUGCUUUCAGGUGUUUGCAGGGUACGACUUCACAGCACAGAGCAGUCACGAGCUGUCUCUGCGGGCCGGAGAACCGGUGCGUGUGGUAGAACCACACGAUAAGCGGGGCAAUGCCGAGUGGAGCCUGGUGGAGGCGCGGGGUCAAAGAGGCUACGUCCCCUCCAACUACCUCGCCAUUCUGCCCUCAGUGGUGGCAUCGCCCACCCUGCCUCACCUCUAGAGUCUAGCAUCACAGCAUGUGCACACUACAGACACACACACUAGUCACUGUGUGCACACACUUUCUGAAGAGCUCUCCAUGCCAGUGUGGGCAUGAGAUGGUUCCUCUGACCAGUCUGUGAGCUGGAGUGGUGCUUGGGCUUCAUCGAAUGCCUCACCUGUAGAUCAACUCGGUUCAAAGCUGCUGCAGAGGGGGCCGUUUGUCACAGCCAAACUACCAGGUGGAGAUGAGCUGUGCGGCACUGAUGGAGUGUGUACCGUGUGGGUGUAACAGACUCUUCUGCAGAAUUAUUUGUCUGUUCGAAUUGCUCUCUGACUGAGCGUGAUCGAGGGUGCAAAGUGAUACAGUGAGAGGAUGAAGAGAUGACUGACUGCUUCUAGGCCUCAAGCUCUGUUCUGUAUUAAGUGUCUCUGAGAAGCUCAACAACUUAAUGUGGAUUUGAAUUAUAUUAAUGCAGAAGAGGACAUUAUUGCUAAAACUGGAUAAGCUUGAGCUUGUUUUUUUUAAACCUGUAAGACUGUUGUCAGUGUUAACAAGGUUUACUACUGAUUGUUUUUUAACAGAAUAUAAAAUUAUUCCUCAGUGAAAUGUAUAGAAGGUACUGGAAUGUUUUUUUUAUAGUAGGAGAUUCUGUGGAAUUGAAGGCUAUAUUGUUAUUGUUAUUAUAUCUAUAUUGAAACAUCAUUUAUAUGUUUUAACCUGAAAUUUUGAAUUGCAGAACAUUUAAAUCAGGAUGAUGUAGUUGUCUUUUGCCAUUUGUUUGUACGUGUUGCACUGAACUUCUGCACAAACCAGUUACAUGCUGCAGUGUUUGCACGCCGGCAGUUACUGUUGCGCUCCACCAGGGGUCGCAGAGCUCCAUUCUCAUAGUUUAUCUCUUCCCUGGAAUAAGCUUUUUCUGUUCACUGAUUUACCCACCGUAUGUUCUCCUAAGUAAUCAUGGAUUCUCUGCUGUUCACUGUUGUGUGGAAUUGUUUUGUGGCCAUACUAAAAAAAUAAAAGCAUUGUGGCUUCUGUUGUAAGCAUUA
Silurus meridionalis is the source of this 3677-nucleotide messenger RNA. RefSeq names its product Rho guanine nucleotide exchange factor (GEF) 37 (gene arhgef37). Bases 487 to 2649 code for a protein of 720 amino acids. Lineage: Eukaryota; Metazoa; Chordata; Actinopteri; Siluriformes; Siluridae. The record is from RefSeq and is a predicted model, not a curated record. The transcript has 13 exons. Gene Ontology annotation, molecular function: protein binding; guanyl-nucleotide exchange factor activity.